Messenger RNA from Trichoderma atroviride IMI 206040, 1746 nucleotides. The record is from RefSeq and is a predicted model, not a curated record. Lineage: Eukaryota; Fungi; Ascomycota; Sordariomycetes; Hypocreales; Hypocreaceae.
UCUUCAAAAACGUGCUGGACUUGCCGGAUUCGCAAGAAGCGAUGCGACCGAAAACAACCGGCUUGCAGUGCCUGUCGCUCACUUGACAUAACUUGCCAUGAUGGCAAUAGCCGGCCAAGUUGGAUCAACAAUGAUCGCGAGCGAGAUGAAUUUGCAGACCAGAUCAAAGCUCAAGUCAAGGAAAAAGCAGAAAGCCGCCGCGAAAAGAGCUAUGUGAAAGUAAUGCCCCUUGGAAGAACAAAACGACCGAAAGGCGGCCUAAAAGUAGCUGCUCAAACACCUAAAGCGGAUAAGGCUGAGAAAGAAGCUCAAACAUCAUCCGAAAACGAACCCUCAAAGAAUGAUGUACCACGGGCUGAAAAUGUCAAGUCGGAUAGAGACGUUACUGACCCGGUUUUACUUGGGGUCAACAAUGACAUUGAUCUUGAUCUUGAAAUCAUUUUUCUGGAUUAUGCCUUUCCCUUUCUUUUUCCGUUCUACCGCCCUUCAAUCUUUGAAGGGGGGCGCGGCUGGCUGUUGGCAACUUUGAGAAACAGUAUGCCACUAUUCCAUACUGCCAUGGGCUUUUCGACCUAUUUCUUCACUCUAGUUAUGGCGAACAUUGCGGAUGGCCAAGAUGAGCAUGAAGGUUGCAGGAGAUUGAUUCAGCGCAAACUCACUUCUCACAUUGAUAAUGCAAUCAACUCCAUAAGAAAGGGAAUAAAUGAUCUCCAUGUCAGCCCAACUCCAAUAUCAGUCUUUGGAAAAGCACAUCUAUUUGAAGGUGUCGUGCAGUUGUUAGUGUUUGACACAAACAUUGCAAGGACUACGGAAUGGAGUGUUCAUAUAACCGCUGCCGUUUCACUGCUUAAAGACAUAUUGGAACUGCCUGAGCCUCGUGGUGAGAUGGCUGACCUGACUUCGGUGUUUGCCAUGAUGCAGAGGCCGGGAUGGUCAACUGAGUCGCCAAGCCACAGAAUGUGGAACAGCGACCAAAGCGCUUUUCGAUUUCAUGUCGCUUUUGUCAUUUUUGCGGAUAUUAUAUCUGCAACCACUUUGGGAGAUGUUCCCAAAUUGCGAGAGUACUAUCCACGCCUAAUUAAACCCAGAGCUAAAGCAGCUCAUCCAAGUCAAGUUUUAGAGCUGGGAGACUUUGUUGGCUGCCAAGGCUGGAUUCUUCUUUUAAUAGCUGAUAUUGCGGUUCUAGAAGAAGGAAAAAAGUCUGGGCGUGUACUCAAAGAAGAUCUACUUUUUGAGAGUAAUAGGAUUGCUGCAGAUCUUCAGAGCGGCAUAGCUAGUCUUAAUACCGGGAUGCAGCAACCCAUAGACAACCCGGUCCUUCCUCAGGCUUAUGUCCACCCCGAGACUCUUCUACAGAGUAUAGAUACCAUAUCGGUUAGCUUGAUAUGGGCACACGCAGCCGUUCUCUAUCUACUGAUCACUAAUUUUGGAUGGCGGGAGGAAGACCAAGACAUUCAAGAAAAUGUCUCAUCAGCCUCACGUCUUUUACAACAGAUUCAGUCUCCAGCAAUCUUGCGUAGCCUCACUUGGCCAUUUUUUAUCGCUGGUUGCCUCGCUACCAAGAAUCAAGAAGCGGAUUUUAGACAAAUUGCUUCCAAAAUGGGUUCCUUGUCAGCUUUUGGCACGCUGAAUGAGGCACUAAAGAUAAUGGAGAAAGUAUGGAUCACUCGUGGAGAGAAAGACGAGGAAACAUGGGACUUCACUUUUUGUUUCAGAAUGAUGGGAUCAAUACCAUUGCUUAUAUAG